Molecule: messenger RNA, 1569 nt
Organism: Limanda limanda (common dab)
Lineage: Eukaryota; Metazoa; Chordata; Actinopteri; Pleuronectiformes; Pleuronectidae
Gene: gcgrb
Product: glucagon receptor b
Exons: 13
Coding region: 1-1569 (522 amino acids)
Biological process (GO): cell surface receptor signaling pathway; adenylate cyclase-activating G protein-coupled receptor signaling pathway
Cellular component (GO): plasma membrane
Molecular function (GO): glucagon receptor activity; gastric inhibitory peptide receptor activity; peptide hormone binding
Source: RefSeq, a predicted model, not a curated record
AUGUCCCAGGUGUGUCUCCCCUUGGCCUUGCUCAUGCUCUGCAGCUGCACUAAGGUUUCCUCUACUAACUCCUUGGAGCUUGUGAAAGAGAAGUGGAGCAGCUACAGGAACCAGUGCCUGGACUACCUCAACACCACGCCCCCCGCCACAGGGCUGGUGUGUAACAGGACAUUCGACCUGUACGCCUGCUGGCCUGAUGGACUCCCAGGAACCACUGUCAAUGUCUCCUGCCCAUGGUUCCUGCCAUGGCACCGUAAAGUUCAACAGGGUCUGGUGUACAGAGUCUGCAGAGAAGACGGUCAGUGGGCAAAGAAGAACACCAGCGAAUGUGAGGACGACCCCGGUGAGCAGCAGUAUGGACGCAUCCUCAGUCAGUUACGGAUCAUGUACACAGUGGGCUAUUCUCUCUCCCUGGGAGCUCUGCUACUGGCACUGGGAAUCCUCAUCACCUUCAGGAAGCUCCACUGUAUGAGGAACAACAUCCACAUGAACCUGUUUGCCUCCUUCAUCCUGAGAGCCAUGUCCAUCCUGGUGAAAGACGCCCUGCUCACCCUCACUCUGGACCCCAGGAGCAGCAGCGACACGCGGACACAUGCUUGGGCUGUGAUGUGGUGCCGUGGUGCCAUGGUGAUGAUGCAGUACAGCGUGAUGGCCAACAACUAUUGGCUGCUGGUGGAGGGCAUAUACCUGCACAGCCUGCUGGUCAUCACAGUGUUCAGCGAGAGGAAGUAUUUCUUCAUUUACCUGGCCAUCGGCUGGGGUGCACCACUCAUCUUCGUGUUGCCGUGGAUCACAGUGAAAUAUCUGUAUGAGAACGAGGAGUGCUGGGAGAGGAAUAUUAACAUGGGAUAUUGGUGGAUCAUCCGCUCUCCUAUUCUGUUUGCUUAUCUGAUCAACUUCUUUAUUUUUAUCAGCAUCAUAAAGAUCCUGAUGUCUAAACUCAGAGCUCAUCAGAUGAGAUACACUGACUACAAGUUCAGACUUGCAAAGUCCACUCUGACUCUCAUCCCCCUGCUUGGGAUUCACGCCAUCCUUUUCACCUUCGUCAUCGACGAGUCGGUUCCCAAAGGCUCCAUGCUGCGUCUCAUUCGUCUGUUCUGUGACCUCCUGUUCAACUCCUUCCAGGGCCUGCUGGUCGCCAUUCUCUACUGCUUCGUCAACAAGGAGGUGCAGUCUGAGAUGCUAAAAAAGUGGAAGAGGUGGAAGCUGGGUAAGGACAUUGAUGAGGAGUACCGCCACACCCACAGCCACACGCCCCACGCCAAGAGUGGCAGCAUCGCUGCUGGCAAUCUGCCUGAUGACCCCAGUGGCGACUCGCCACGCCUUAACAAUACCACCAGACGCCCAUCAUGCGCUAUCGCACAGGAGGAAAACCGCCGGCUGGUCGUCUCCUACAGUAACGGGACGGGGAAGGGCCGGUCCGCCAAGGGCAAACACUCCCUGCAGUUCUCUUUCCGGCCACGCCGCGGCCUCUGCAGCCAUGGUAGCACCACCACAGAGGACGUGUGCCUGGAAGAGAGGGCGCACUGCCACCUGUACUCUCUGAAAGGAGAGGAGACCAAUGUCUGA